AAAAGGGGUGGGGAAGGAAAGGUGAAGGAAUCACGACGACCCAAUCUGCCAUUCACCUCGCCUGCUGUCUGUGGUACACUUCCUUCCAGAGCGAGAGAGAGAGCGAGAGAAAGAGAGAGAGAGAGAUCACUCCUCCUAGUCCCUGUCCCCUGCUCCUGUCUGUCUACUCAUUGAUUCGUUUGACGACUGAAGGAUGUCCCAGAAACCGGCCGAGAGAGCUCCUUCCACAGACAGCGCCAAAUCGGCCCAGAUCGAGGACGGUGCCAAGAAGUCAGCUUUGAGGAAGAACUCGUCCACAACCUCCUCCCAGGACACGCCUAAGAAGGCAGCCAAGAAGAAGUCAAAUGAGAAGCUUUACAACAACGUCCUCAACACCGUCUUCGGACAGGAAAGGGAGCUGUCUCAGCCAGAACUGGACGAGCUGAAUGAGGCCUUCAAGGAGUUUGACUACGACCAGGACGGCUACCUGAACUACAAGGACCUGGCAGAGUGCAUGAGAACCAUGGGGUACAUGCCCACUGAGAUGGAGCUCCUUGAGAUCAUUCAGCAGGUCAAGAUGAGGUUGGGCGGCCUCAUGGAUUUCGAUGACUUCUGUGAUCUGAUGGGCCCCAGGAUGCUGGUGGAGACUGCAGACAUGCUGGGCCUCAAAGAGCUCAGGAGUUCCUUUUUACAGUUUGACACGGACGGUGACGGGAAGAUCUCCCAGGACGAGAUGAAGGAGGCGGUGAAGACACUGCUGGGGGAGAAGCUGAAGAAGGGCGAGCUGGAGGAGAUCCUCAAGGACAUCGACAUCAAUGGGGAUGGAACUGUCGAUUUUGACGAGUACGUCAUGAUGCUGUCUGUCCCGUAGGGAGGUGGCCAAGUUACACACAAUGGUAUAGGAUGUGUGAGAGUCUGAAGAGCUCUGUGAGAGUCUGAAGGGCUGCGUUACGUCCAUAAACAGCUGUAAAUCCAGAUUUCAUCUGUGUGUGAGAGAGUGUGUGUGUGUGUGUGUGUGUGUGUCCUCACAGGAAAUUGAAGUUUGGACACCGUACAUUAGUGCCUAUGGUGAACAUGGAGUAAAUAUUGUUUUGAGUAAAGCACCACAGCGAUCUGCAGGAGAAACUGUACAUUAAGUUCUAUGAAAUGUAAAAGUGUAAAGU
Molecule: messenger RNA, 1142 nt
Organism: Clupea harengus (Atlantic herring)
Lineage: Eukaryota; Metazoa; Chordata; Actinopteri; Clupeiformes; Clupeidae
Product: calcium-binding protein 2
Cellular component (GO): cytoplasm
Molecular function (GO): calcium ion binding; calcium channel regulator activity
Source: RefSeq, a predicted model, not a curated record